UUCCCUCUGAAAUUUCCUUUUUCCUUUUUUUUUUUCUUUUACAUUUUUCUCUGAAACAAAACAAUGGCGUCGACGAAGCCCGGUCACGCAAUCAACCUUGAAGAACAGGCGGAAGGCGACGGUGUAGUCGUAGACCACCCGAUUUUUAUACCGGAGGCCACUAGCUUGCUCGUUUCCUACUCUCCGUUCGACAACAGGGACAUCGAUUGCAAUCCUUAUUUCCCUUUCUCAGGACCAAUUUCAGAUUCUGGAUCAGGUUCUUACUCGGAUUCAGAACCCGAUCCGUACAUAUGUCCCAUCGAUUUCUUCGAUCAAGAUUCGUCCGAGGUUGACGCGGCUGAGUACUUGGAAUCGGAAGGGCUGUCCCCCGGUGAUUUCAAUAUUUGGGGCUUUUAUGACCCCAAGGAAGACGAAGAUGAGAUAGUUUUGGGAACUAGAUGUGUAUCUGGAUCCGGGUCGGAUCAGCAACCGGGUGAUUCAGGUGAGCAAGGGCUUCGAGUGACCGGGAUCGAUUCGGAUUCCGACUUUGAAGAUGACGUGUUUGGUUAUACCUCUGAAGAUAGCGGGAAUAGAGCAAAUGAUUCGGAUCGGGUCGAGGUUGGUACGGGUCUCCCUCCUAUAUGGGAUAGCGUCUUCGGAGAGGAAACCAUGUUGGCUGAUGAAGAAUGGGAGGAGGUGCAGAACGCAAUUAAUUGGACGGUUAGGGCUUUUGGUAGACCUGAAGAAGAAGAAGAAGAAGGUGAAGAUGAAUUGUCUUCACUCUCAAGGGAUGAUGAAGAAGAGCAUGAACUGGAUUGGGAGGUUUUGUUAACUGUUAACAAUGUUGUUAAUUAUAUCGAACAAGCAGAAGGAAUCAUGAUAAACACUGAUGAUAUCGAUCCGAAUUAUUACCUUUAUCUAGCUAGUUUGGAUGAAUUUGAUGAAAAUCAAAGUGGACACUAUGAUGCUGAUGCUAUUCUUGGGCAAAUGUUUGAUAACGAGACUGGAAUCAAAGGAAAUCCUCCAGCAGCCAAAAGUGUAACUGAGGAUCUUCCAGUUGUGGAACUCACAGUGGAGGAAUUGAACAAAGGGAACGUGGUUUGUGCGAUAUGUAAAGAUGAAAUGGUAGUGGAGGAGAAAGUAAGGAGGCUUCCUUGUAAGCAUUUCUAUCAUGGAGAGUGUAUUAUGCCUUGGUUGGGGAUAAGGAAUACUUGCCCUGUUUGUCGGUAUGAGCUGCCUACUGAUGAUCUUGAGUAUGAAACGCAUAAGAGCUCACAAAGAAGUGAUACCAGUUUGGCAAGGAAUCUACCGGGUAUCUAUAGAUAUAGUUAAAUGAAUUUGAAGUCUCUGUUGUCCAUGUUAAUAGCCACGUUUCAGAGGCAAAUCCUGAAACCACUAUCUUUUAUAGUAAGCUGCACUUGCCGUGGAUGUGAUAAUGUUCAUGUUGUAAAUGUAAAUAUUCCUGUUUUGUGAAAUAAACCAUGUUUAAACUUGGAACCCAUAAAUCUUGCAAGUGUUUGUGAAGUUAAUAUUCUUCAUAGUUGUUACC
Molecule: messenger RNA, 1528 nt
Organism: Capsella rubella
Lineage: Eukaryota; Viridiplantae; Streptophyta; Magnoliopsida; Brassicales; Brassicaceae
Product: E3 ubiquitin-protein ligase Praja-2
Exons: 1
Coding region: 64-1311 (415 amino acids)
Biological process (GO): protein ubiquitination
Cellular component (GO): cytoplasm
Molecular function (GO): ubiquitin protein ligase activity
Source: RefSeq, a predicted model, not a curated record